AGUCUACCUCUGGAGCUCGCACAAACCCCUCCGUCCCCCUCCAUCUUCUGUUUACUACAGCCUAUAUGUAGCUUUAAUUACACAGUUGUUUGGUAACAACUUGGACACCGCUGCUCCCUCUCCCCUUUUUUUCCCCUUCCUGGCUCCAUAAAAAAAAAAAAAAAAGAAAACCGCUGAGGAUCAUUCAUAAGGAAUGAGUGGACUCCCCGCACGACUGCUUUCUGGACUACUACAUACUAAGCGUGCGGAGCUUUUGUACCAGAGUCGCUGCAGAAAUGUGGGCCGGUAAUGCGUGGCAGCUGUAGCCUCUGGUAUGGACAGCGGUGAGGGAGGAGGAGGGGAUGGAGGGGGAGGAGAGGAGAGAGAUGCUGACCUCAGUCCCCAGGCUUUAUCUCUUCCUCUCCUGACCCCGGCGGUCAUUCCCGACCAGGGGUCAUCCUCUCAUACCUCAGCCGUGGCCCCUGCCAAAGAGCCCCUGACCCUGCCCCGGCAGGGGGAGAAGGGUACAGAGGGGUCCCAGGCUAGAGAGGGAGGUGAGCAGAAGGAAGGGGGGCAACGCUCGCAGGAGAACGGAGCACGUCUAAAGGAUGGGAUGAAGGAGGACUUCGGGGAGGGACAUUUUUUGGGGCCGAGGAAAGAAGACGAGGAAGUGCUUCUAGGUGCGGAAGAGGCAUCAGUUACAGGGGGCCUCCCAGCAGCUCUCAGCAGCGGAGACGGAGAGGAGGAAAAGGAAGAGGAGGAGGCCAUCUCAAACCAAAGUCAAACUAAAUCCAAAUGUUCUUUAUUACCUCAACAGAGCCAGCACAGCUCUUCUUCCAGCACUGCAAAGACCAGUGGCACACUCGACAGCAAAGCAGCCCCUUGUCCAAAGCCCUCCCACACUCCUACCCCCUCUCCAAAGUCCUUCCCUUUUUCUUCCAUCUCUCCAAAGCACUUCAAUUGUCCGUCCUCCUCUUCUGCCCUGCUGAGCGAGACUGAGGUAAAAAACAUUAAGGAAGAUCAGGGCUGGAUUUCUGGGUUUCCACAGAGCUUUAGAUCCCCGCAGUCUUCUGUCGCUUUUCCACUGCCGGGUACGAACCCUGCCGGUACCUCUGCUGAGGACGAUUUGCCGGUAGGGGUUCCUCACUCUUCCAUUUCCAAUAGAAAUGGUGCCAAAGCUCCAGAACCAAAUGACAGCCAGCUAGAAACAGAGGUGGAUGAUGAGAAAGACAAAACAGAACAAAAAGAAGCUGUCCCUAAAAAUCUCAACCAAGACCUCUCUUCUAACUCACUCACGAGUCACAUGACCAUAAUGCACUCACGCAAUUCCUGCAAGACUUUAAAAUGCCCCAAGUGUAACUGGCACUAUAAGUCUCUGCACACACUGCAAGUUCACAUGAAGGAGAAACACCCGGAGACGGGAGGCCAGUGCGUGUGCGGCGCCUCUGGGGGGAAGUGUGUGUGUGGUGGAGCAACACGAGGUGUGUGUGGAUACUGCAGUUCGGGAAAGCCCCAUCCUCGCUUGGCCCGGGGUGAGACCUACGCCUGUGGCUACAAGCCCUACCGCUGUGAGGUGUGUGACUAUGCUACCUCAUCGAAAGGCAACCUCAGCAUACACAUGCAGUCGGAUAAACAUCUUAACAAUGUUCAAAAUGGGGGACAGACGAACGGUCACAUCCACACCUCACACAUCACCAACAACAGCAGCUCGUCUAACGGCCACCCCGUGGACGAGACGCCGUACAGCAAGCUCCCGCUCUCUAUUCCAACGCUGACGGCCCAGCCCAUCAAGGCCGCGCCAUCCGCACAAUCCCAGUCUCACGGUAAACGGUGGCGGUGCGAUGUGUGCGACUACGAGACCAGCAUCGCACGCAACCUGCGCAUACACACCACGAGUGAGAAACACACACACAACAUGCUACGCCUCCAGAGGGGUUACUAUCUGUCUCACUGCCGGAGUCUGGCCCCACAUCUUAAACACCUACAAAACACAGGUGCCGAGCUUUCCUUGAACAUGCGACUGAGUAGUCAACAGAUCUCAGAGCAGCCAGUUACGCUUGGGUCUACCCUGACUCCGUCUCCCUCCCCCUCCCCAUCUCCCCCACCAGCGCCUCCACUGUCCCCCACUGGACCCCUCUCCCAGGGAGUGUUCCAGUGCCUUAUCUGCUCUUGCUUUUCAUCUGACAGCUUAGAGUCUAUGGAGCAGCACCUAAACGCUUCCCGCUCCCUGCCCCAGUCAGAGUGGUGCUCCCUUGUUGCCGGCGGUUGCCACUGCAGACUGUGCGGCUACACCACCCCGCUGAGAGCUAACUUCUCCCUGCACUGCCAGACUGACAGACACCGCACCCGCUACCAGCUUGCCGCUCACCUCCAGGAGGGCGGAGACAGGGGUCAGGAAGGGGCCGUGGUCAUCGCCAAGGGCAACCCCAUCCAGCUGAGGUGCAACCUGUGUGAUUACGUGACCAGCAGUUUGGAGAAGCUGCAGGGGCAUUCCCUUAGUUCGCACCACGAGGCGAGCGUCCGGGUUUAUAAAUUCCUGCAGCAGUAUGAUGGUGAGGUUGAUGGAGGUUCGUGGCUGUUCCACUGUCUUCUAUGCAACCACUCCUCCUCUUCUAAACUGCAAGUAUUGAAACACAGUCAAACCUCAGCCCAUCAGCAGAGAGAAGGGCUACUCCAGCUGCAGCCAAUGGGUGGAGAGGAGCUGGCAGCCAUUUUUACCAUUAGGAAAAGCCCCGGUGGCGUCACAGGAGAACCUAUGGAGGAUUUGGAAACUUCCAGUGAGACCAGCACUGAUCCUUUGGACACAACCAAAGACACAAAGAACUUAGCGGCAAAGAAGAUUUCUGAGGAGACAGAAAAAACAAGGAAGGAGGAAAAGGAAAAGAGGGAUACACUGACCUCAGUUAAGCGCCCAUCCCCUGGAUGCGAGGAAAAGGAAAACUCCAACUCAACCAAACGGCCCCGAACACACCAGCAAAAUGAGAACCAGCAGACUGUCCAGUGCCCUUUGUGCCAGGUUACACUCCCGUACACACACCUUCGACAGCAUCUCACACAUGUGCACAGUGUGGCACAGGACUGCGUGGACAAGCUCAUCAGUGUCGUCACGCCAACCGCAGAACAACCGCAUCCUCGGCUGGAGUCACAGGCAGACUUGCUUGCUGAUGAUAUUCAGAAAAAUACAACCACAAAGAACAAUAAUGCAAACUGUUCACCUACUGCAGAUUGCCCUGUCCCAACAGACUCAGAGAAAAACAAAGGCAUUUCAAUGGAAAACAGUGACGGAGAGAUAGCCGUACCCAAAGAUGUCACCGCUCUUUUAACCCCACCUCUGGAAGACAACACCAUUCAACCUUCCAAUGGAACACUGGCUCCUCAGUCCCCGACUCAAAUUCCCCCUUCCUCCCCACCCAACUCUCCACCCAGUGACGCUCCUCCUUUUUCUGAUCGCCAUGGUUACCGGUUUCGUUGCAGCAGGUGCAGCUUGGCGUUCCCCACUCAGGAGAAGCUCCGGGUGCACUGGCAGUACCAUGCCAUGAGGGCGGCGACAGAGUGCCCCCUCUGUUCCAGACAAUGCCGCAGUCAGGAGGCCCUGCAGAGACACAUGCAGAACACGCACUCACAGCAGGACAACACAAAGGGACAGAAUGCACUUAUGCCAUCUCAUACUGUGCAAUACAUGGAGCAUAAUAAGAAUUCAGUUCAGCUGGAUUUUAGCUUAUCACCUCAAGCUGGCCAAGAAGCAGGGGAGGUUCAUGAUGAAGAAAUAGAUGAGGAAGCAUUCGGUAUGGAGGAAAAGGAGGAACAAAAAGAAGGAAAAAUGAAAGAGAAAGAAUUCUCUGAAAUUGAUGGUGGUGAGGAGGAUUUAACUGAGCCAGAGAAGGAGCACCCCGAGGAGAUCAUAUCAGAACCUAAUUCCAGCUCUCCCGUCAAAAAGAGUGCUAACCCCACAAUGGAUCGUUAUUUAGAUCCAUCCAGACCUUAUAAGUGCACCAUCUGUUCAGAGUCCUUUACUCAGAAAACUAUUCUUCUGGUCCACUACAACUCUGUGUCUCAUCUCCACAGGGCCAGACGAGCCCUGCAAGACUCUGGUACAAGUACUACUGUCCCAGAGGCACCGCGGGGCCCAGAUCCCAGACCCUAUCGCUGCAGAUUAUGUGGCGUGGGUUACAGCCAGAGCUCUACGUUAGACAUACAUCUUCGUUCUGUUCUUCAUCAAACUCGAGCACGUGCUGCCCAGAACUCGGCUCCUCAGGCCCCAGCUUCAACUGUAGCCGUUUCAAUGUCAGUACCCACGACUACUGUCCAGGCCGGCACCACCAGAGGAGAAACAUCCAAGAGUGCGCUUGUUUCCACAAAGCUAGAUGGCGUAAGCAGUUCAAUCUCUUCACUAGCAUGUCCCAGCUUAGUAGCCGACACUCAGACAAUAUUAUCUGACUCAAUAGACAGCCAGCAUGCUAAAAAGAGAGUGGCAGAGCUUCUGGCUUCAAGAAAUCAGCUAAUGCUAUUACAGCAGCAACAGUUAGCCCAGGCACAGGUUCAGGCUCAGCUGCAACAGCAGACGGCACUGCUCCAGUCCCAGGCACUCCAGCAGCUUGGGUCAGAGCAUCUCCUCAAACAACAUUUCUCCUUAACACCAGAGGCCUCACUUUCUCUGCAGCAGCAACUUCUUCUGCCGUUUUACUUGGCAGGAGACAUAAAGCUCAACUCAGAGUUUCCUUUUCAAAGUCCAGAGCUUGGUCACUUACUAUCUAUUUCAAACGAACAGGGCAAGGCAGAGGCAAAAAAGGAGUCCCAAUCUGAUGAAAAACCAAGCAAGAAACAAAGUUUAAUUUCACCUGUUAACCAUCCAACUGAUCAGAAUGAAGUCAAGCUUGAUGCCGUCAGCGGUAAACCCACCACCAAGCAGAUGGAAAAAGAUCACAGCAAUUCUAGUUCCGAGGAAGAAAAAGAAGAAAUUCACAAUCAUACUAUUAGAAAUGAUGGUCAGAAGGAGGAGGCAAUCUUACGCUCAUUUAAUUCUCUUGAUUCCCAAUGUCCUCCUCCCAGAGUGCCCUAUGCUGCUGCCAGUGGGGAGCCUCUCCGAGCUCUGCUGCAGAACUACGGCUAUGAGUUGGCCCUGCAGUAUAUACAAAGUAGACAUCGACAUCAGCAGCAGAUGGCAGCUCAAAUUAUACCAUCUCCUGAUAUGGUGAACAUGCACAUGUGCUCAGAAAAGGAAAGACAUGAAUUUAGUCAACUACGGCACGAGAAGCUGGAAGGCUUUAACAACAAAGGAGCAGAAAGCAAUAGAGAUACAGAGGACAAAAAGCACAGCAAUGACGAGCCAUCUACAAACAUGGGGAAAAAAUGCUGUGAAACAGGCGAAAAGUGCAAAGACUGUGGCAAGUUUUUCUCAGAUGCCUUGAUUUUAAAAAGCCACCAGGAGUACAUUCACAGGACGCUGUUCCCAACCGCUGCACUGGAGAGGUUUUCAGUAGAGUAUAGACUGCAGUAUGACAACAUGUACCCCCUCACACCACCUAAAUCUGGGGAGAAUUCAGCUCUUUGCACCCAAACUGAAGAUCCACCCCUAGCCACACCGCCCGAACCGGAUCCUGCAACAGAAUCAGUUAAACCUGAAAUCAAAACCUCACCUCCAUUGUUAGAUUCAGAUUCUAUGAGUAAAGCAAGUGCUACAGCGAAAGAUCUUACAACACCUGCCUCUGCAGAUUCCUCUCCACCAUCCCCUCCUCAAACACAAGACCUUCAGAAACAAGACAUGCCCACCCAUGGGACAUCUGCUACAGCUACUUCUCAAACUACAACCCCCAUGCUUCUUCCCUUACCUAAAAUACCUAUGCUUCCGAUAUCCUUGCCUCAGCGUCCCAUGCCCCCUUUAACCAUACCAAAGCUUCCACUCCCACCUAUUUCUUUUCCCAUGGAGCUUCCUCUCCUCUCUCCAGUUGUGAUGCAGUCCAUGGCUCUCCAGACCCAACCUUGGUUGGAUGCAAGUGUGAACCCUGAGUUAGCAAAACUCUACCAGUCUCAGCUUAACCCAGCAUUACUUGGGCAACAACCACAGCUCAGUCCAGCUUUGCUGGCGCAAAACCCCCAGCUAAGCCCGGUUUUGUUAAAUCAGCCACCACAGCUCAGUUCUGCUGUGCUUGGACAACCAUCUCAACCCAGCCCCAUCCAAACAGGACAGCCAAACCAAGUCAGCCCAAACACACCUGAACAACAGCAGGGUAAGAGAACCCGAACAAAGAUUUCCGAAGACCAACUGUCUGUUCUGAGAAAAAACUUUGAUAUCAACAGUCUCCCCAGUGAUGAAGAGAUACACAAGAUGUCUACUCUGUCUUGUCUGCCUCACAAAGUCAUUAAACACUGGUUCCGUAACACCCUAUUUAAAGAGCGCCAGCGUGACAAGGAUUCCCCUUACAAUUUUAAUAAUCCCCCCACCACAGCUCUGGACGAGUCCACUGAGGAAGUAGCGCAAAAUCAGUGCCUGACACUUUCUCCAUGUUCACCGUCCCCAGGCCUGUCGGCCAACAACUCCCCACAACCUCAGACAAGAGAUCUUCUUAGAAGAGAGACCCAUAGGGGCAGACGGUCUUCCCGAACCCGUUUCACAGAGCAACAGCUGGAGACCCUGCAGGGAGUGUUUGAGGCCACACCCUAUCCCAGAGAGGAAGAGUAUGAUAGGAUGUCUGCUCUGUUGUCUCUCCCCAACAGAGUCAUUGUUGUAUGGUUCCAAAAUGCAAGACAAAGAGCCCGCAAAAAUCAAGACCGAGGUACAGAUGAUGGAUUGGAGGGGAAACACCAGCUUAACAUCCCUGGACAGAAAAAUGGCUCUUACAAGAAUGAAGAAGAUAAUCAGGACAACACCUAUGAGGAUGAACGACAGGGUGACUUUCAGAAUGAAAACUCCAUGGACUUUAGAUAUGAGUAUUACACUCACCCAGAUUCACCUGCCCUUGAUUCCCACUGCUCAGAAAGUGAGCAUUUAACAACUAAAGUUGAACAAAUAUCUGUUAAAAGGAACCAGGAAAAUAAAAUAAACUCUGCUCAGGCUAAAAUGAGCCUGGCUUCUUUGGAUAUUCAAAAUAAAAGUUUAGAUGCAGACAUCCAGCAGAAGGAAAUCUCUCAAGGACCGUCUCCACAAGCUGAGCUCAAACCGCCACCAGAAAGUGCUCCUGAAAUCCCUCAGACGCUUGCUGUCUCUUCUUUACAAAAGGCAAUGCCCCCCAUCUUGUCUGUGACUCAUUCAGAUCAGGGGAAUACGAACGGUCCUCCAUGUGAUCAAGUUCUUGAAAAGGCUGCUGAUAAAUCACCCAGUCCCCCCUCUGCUCCGGUGUCUGAAACAAAACACACUCAACUACCUGAUGCCACAGCUUCUCUCUCAAAUGAAUCCCAACCACAGCUUCAAGCCCAGGCUCAGUUCCAGUGUACUCUCUGCCCAGCGUCCUUGCCGUCUUUCCAGCUGUGGCAAGAUCAUCAGACCAGGCACUUCCUGGCAGCUCAGUCCCAGGUCCAAUUCCUGCAUUCUGGAUUCACAGAUCGAAGCAUGCCUUACAUGAUGCUUCACCCCAACCACACUUUAAUGGCUAGCCAAAUGCUUUCAGGAGCUUUGUCCCAGAUGCACUCCAAUCCCACACAUCCUAUGAUUUCACAUUUGAACAGCCUUCAAAUAAAGAAUACGUUCUCUGAUCACUCAAGUAACGCCCUCAACAGUUCCCUGACACCUAUAAAGCACAGCACAAAACACGUAUCGGACACCAGUUUUGAAGGCCAAAGGGGCAAUAAGGAGAUUGAAGAGGACCAUAGAAGGGAUAAACGCCAGAGGACUACCAUCACUCCAGAACAACUUGAAGUAUUGUAUCAGCGCUACAGCUUGGACUCCAAUCCAACCAGGGGAGUGCUCGAAAGCAUUGCACAAGAUGUGGGCCUCACAAGACGUGUGGUUCAGGUCUGGUUUCAGAAUACACGAGCAAGAGAGAGAAAGGGUCAAUUCCGGUCAGCAGGACCAGGACUCAGUUUCACUUUGGGCUUGAACCAUCUGCGCUGCCCCUUCUGCAGAGCUCUCUUCAAAGUGAAGAGUGCUCUCGAUGCUCAUAUGAGAUCACGCCACUGGGCGGAGGCUGAAAGAGCGGGUUACAACCUAUCAAUAGGUUUUGGAUCUAAUGGGCAACCUGGAGUGGCUGCAUCAUCAGCCACGGAGAGACCAGGUCCAUCUAUCUCGUCCAACCUCAUCCCAAACCUUGGUUAUGACCUAACCAAGAAAGAAUUAACUAUGAAGUCACCUGUGACUUCUUUGUCUUCGUCCACACACCCAGAGGAGGAUGAUGACUAUGAGGAAGAUGAUGAGGAAUACCCGUGUGAGGAUAGUUCCAGUAUGGCUGACCAAGCCUCUCCUAGCCCUGAAGGAUCUGGAGGUCAAAGCUCAGAUUGGGGUGACAUACAAACUCAGCAGCAGCAACACCACCAUCAGCAGCAGCGCCAAAGGACACAGAUGAGUCACUUCCAGGUUCUUCAGCUCAAAGACUUCUACAGGAACCACCGCACACCUAACCGCCUUGCGUGUGAAACACUGGGUCAGGAGUUGGGACUGCCUCACCGUGUGGUGCAGGUGUGGUUUCAGAAUGCCAGAGCUAAGGAGAAACGGGCCAGGAGCCUGAGCUCUGACUCUGCGGAGAGAGAGCAGGCCGAACUGUCAGCAGGAGCAGGAGAGAGAGACAGAGCUUAGAAGGACAGACCGCUUUGUUCAAAUAUGUUCUCACCUGAAUCCCUCCUGCAACUGCUCUUCAACUCCACACAUAUCCUGUCUACUUGCUGCCAAACCUGUAACCUGAGCACCCCAAAGAUGCAGAGCCGCAAUGGCCCAAAGAGAAGCUCCAAACCAAGUCAUCUUUUUCCCCAGCUAUCCUCUCUUGAUAUAGUUCCUACACUAUUUCCUGGCUUGUCCUCUCUUGUUGAAACAAAUUCCUCUCUCUAUUCCACGUGACACUUCUAACAACCAAACUUCAUCCUGAUACAAACCAACCAGAUGCCACAGAGGCCAAAGAGCAUUCUCCAAGUAUGUGACCUCACUGCCCAGCUAGACCUGCAGUCUACCUCUCAGUCUGCACGACAGACUCAAAGUAGGCCCUCCACCAGACAGUACUAGAUGACUAGCUGUGUAGCAUGUAGUACCAGUCUGUAUGAGGCUGGGAAACAAUUCAGAGAUUUUAGUGUAAAUAGAGAGCUCCAAAAGAAAAAAAAAAACACUUGAAGAAAACAAAGCAGUUACGAGAGAAAGAAGAAGAGGAGAAAAAAACACCCCUGAGCAAUAUCCUUGAAUUGCUCAAGGUUAUUUGCAUAGAGCUUUUUCUUAAGACUGACUCAGAUUCCAAAGCUCAUAACCAAAAUUUUACAUGUCUGUGGAUUUAGUUUGAACAUGUUUGUUAACAAACUGCAGAGCUAACCCAUGUAUGGUAAAAGGGUGAGUUUUGCAGCUGGCACAGGUAAGCCGAGUACCAAGAGACUGAUGCCAUGCCAGAGACGCAGCUUACCCUCCAAAAGCCAGUGAUAAGUCCUCUGUUGUACAUGUACAGGUCAUUUCCUUUAGUGGAUAACAGCCCAAAUAGCACAGUACUUAAAGCCCGGUUUAUCCCGGAAGGGAUAAACUAUUUUUUAUAGCACUCAACCAUUAUACUGUAUAUGAGAACUUUAACCAAACUCAAAUUUACAAUGUGUGUGUUUAGUAAUAGUUUCUUAAUAUAAAUCUUAUGGAUUGACUUAAACUGUCUUGCUUCAAUAUAAUAGUGUCAUGAUGAAGAAAAGAUUAUGACAGCUUUGAUAUGUUCGGGCAAGGCGACUUACUGCCUUUCCAUUCUAUUUGAAUAUACCAAUGGCUUACCAAUGUUAUGUGAUCAAUGUAAAGCUUUCUAUGCUCAGGUCAACAGCUCAUUGUGGCUCCACUUCAAAUGCGAUAUGAAUUCUGAACUCAUCUGUUUUUAAAACAGAAGAGGCCUAGUUAAAACUUGGACUAAGUAUUACGUGAAUUCCACAAAAAAAAAAUAUCUCUGUAUUUCAAAGAUCUGAGCUUUUCACCUCUGAGUAAUAGAUUGUUACAAAAAUGUUAUUGAAACAAAAGUGUUUAAUAGUGUGAGGGGUAAAUGUACAGUAUUUAGCUUUUGUAUGGUUGACUCGAGACUUCAUUGGAUGUUUGAGACAUAGUUCUCUUUACACAUAUAGGGAGCUUCUCCGCAAAGUUGAGAGAAAAAAGAAAAAAAAAAAACCUUGGAUGUUAUUGAUGUUAUUUUUGUACGCUUAAUUUAUUUUCCCUUCUUCUCCCUUUCUGUCUACUUUUCACUUUUUCCCUCUAUCUUUCUUCCUGUUUAUUUACAACCAGUUCUUAUUCUUCCUGUAAUAAUGAUAAUAUAACAAUAAUACCUAAACAAUAAUUAAUGCUUUAAGACAAAAAUCCAAAGACACAAUACUACUUUAACCAUAUGACCUACAAAAAUAAGCGCUACUGUUUACUUGACGACAUCUUGCUGUUUUUAAAGAACAAAAGAGUCCCUGUAUCUAAGCUACUGUUUUCUGCCUCUCAUAAGCACACUGGAGACUGUAACCAAAACCCCAAACUAGAGCCAUGGCUGUCUGUAAUAUAGCGGUUGAAAAGUUUUACUUCUCUUGAGAAAUGUUGCAGUUUAUUUUUCUUUUAUACCAUAGUGUUGAACUUCAGCCCUUAAGGAUGUCCAGUUUGCUGCUAAUGUACUGUAGUUUCUAACGAUAUUGUAGAAAGAUGCAUGCUCUGAUCGCUUUACCACUAGGCUUUAAUGACUACAAACUGUAAUGAUACCUGUGAUGCUGUUGAUAAACUGCUCCUCUGUUAUUCUUUUACAAACCAAUGGAUAUGUAGGGGCUCAAUUCCAUCAAAUUUGUUGUUUUUUUUUGUAUCUUUAUUAUUUCCCCUUACUCUGAAGAAUGUUCCUGAGAAUGGCUUUCUUAAUAUCAGAAAUAUUUUUUCAAGUUUCCAAUUUCAGAGGAACCAUAUUUGGACAUUAGCUUUUCAGUGCUUAUGGACAUCCUGCAUAGUUCUUUGAAGGAGUUAAGCCCCAAACUUUUCACUCAUGUAGUGUCUUUCUAUGUUGCAAUGUCUUAAGUCUGUAGUUCAGUUAAAACAGCUUCGCUGAUCUUAGACCGGCAUCACAGAUAACUUUCCAAAGGAUAUGGACUGACUAACUCUUGUCAUGUUUUGUUUUUAAACUAACCAAUGUUUACGACAAUACCAAUGAGCUUUCUUUUGUACAGAGAUGUGCAUUCCAAAUACCACAAAGGCAGUUUUUUGUAUACUGAUGAGUUCAACUUUAAUUUCUCUCAUAUUCUCUUAGUGACUGUAAGAUGUAAAUAUUGGAGUCCUCUAUGGUGAGACUCUGUUAUCCUUACUGUAGGUUAAAAAAAAAAGUUCUUUUUUUUUUUCUGGAUAUGUUGUUGCCAUAGUGAUGACCAAAAAGAUACCUGUGAUGUGCACCUGUCCUUAUGUCCUGCUCCAGUGGUUUAGUGUGUGUCUAUACUCUCCUUACCCCAAGUUUCCCUUGCUGGUGUGUGUUUCUCCUUCUUUCCCUCCCCGUACUCCACUGAGCUGAAUAAAGUCUGC
Messenger RNA from Cololabis saira (Pacific saury), 11602 nucleotides. Its product is annotated as zinc finger homeobox protein 3-like. Gene Ontology annotation, biological process: regulation of transcription by RNA polymerase II; brain development; regulation of neuron differentiation. NCBI's taxonomy places the organism in Eukaryota, Metazoa, Chordata, Actinopteri, Beloniformes, Belonidae. Gene Ontology annotation, molecular function: RNA polymerase II cis-regulatory region sequence-specific DNA binding; DNA-binding transcription factor activity, RNA polymerase II-specific. The record is from RefSeq and is a predicted model, not a curated record. The coding region runs from base 314 to 8704 and encodes 2796 amino acids. The transcript has 11 exons. Gene Ontology annotation, cellular component: nucleus.